AUGGCCGGCCAAUUGCCUGGCGACUUUCGGGGCUUUCCCCCACCGCCGCCCCACUGGCACCUCUUUCGUGCCACGCCUGCGCCCGAUGGGCGAGCACUGUCGUCAGUGCGGGUGGCGCCUCCAUUGCCGCCGAAGACGGGAGAGGUCUAUGUCUUUGGCGAGGCCUUGACGCUGGCCCCUCGGCAGAGCGUCUUAGAUGCGGAGGAAUGGCUUUGCAACCCGGACGCUGCAGACCUCAAAGCUGAGCUGCUGAGGCUCCAGGGCAUGCUGCAGAGCUCCAGCCUGGAACUCCUGGAAGCCUUCGCCCACAGCGGUUCGUCCUCGUCCACGUCGGUGGGCGGCGCCGAGCUCGCGCAGCAGCGCCUCCGGCGGUACGGCAACGUUUGCAAGAACAUCGCGGGGAUCCUCACCAUUCUGCGCGAUCGUGAGGCAAAGGCCUUGGUGCUGCAAGAGCUUCGAGAGCAAGUGGCCCGAAAGCGGGCCUUCGUGGAAGAGGCCACCACCUCCUUGCCGGUGCUGAAACGGCGCCUGGAGAGCUCCGAACGCGUGGAAUCAGAAGAAAGCAGAGCAGAUCAGAGCGGGUGUUGGCCAACACCGGAGCUGACCGCAGAGGUGGAGGACGAGGAUCUCCUGAAGCGUGAGUGGGACAUGUGGGAGGAGCAACAAAAGCCAGACCAACCGAGCUUCCGGCUGCCGGAUGCGGUGGAAGAUCCAAAGGCCUUCGGCUGGGAGAUGCAUCAGGUGAAGGACGUUUAUGCCGAGGAGGACGUGUCGCAUUUCCGACAGAUGGUGGAGAGCUUGCUGCAGGAGUCGAGCCCAGAAGACUGCGACAGCUGGAUGGGCAUGGGCUAUACCACUGCAAUGCUGAGAAAUCUUCCAAACAAGUACAUGCGCGACAAGCUUGUGAGUCGUUUGAACACGUGUGGCUACAAGGGUGAUAUUGACUUCCUCUACCUGCCCAUCGACUUCAGGAACAAGUGCAAUGUGGGCUAUUGCUUUUUGAACUUCCGGACCUCUAAAGCCUUGGUUCGCUUUAGAGAUGAGUUCCAUGGUCGUCAGAGUGGCGAGAAGUUGCCCGGGUUCAACAGCAAAAAGGUCUUGGAGGUCUCUCCUGCUCGUGUGCAGGGGCUACACCCCAACAUCGUUCGCCUACAGGGAUCGCCCAUCAUGGCUCGCGCCAUGGAGCGGGAAUGGCUCCCAGUUCUCCUGGAUCCCAUGGGCAGAAUCCUCGACUUCCCCAUGGUCAUGCCACAGGCAGCUGAAGCUUCGCAGGUGCGGUGGGCCAACCAGGUUGGGCGGGGCAUGGACGCCGGGUCCGACGUCCGGCCGGGCCCCCUGCUACAGAGAUCUUCCAGUGAGGCGGCACUGCGACUCACCUGUUGCCCCAGCGUGCCACACGUGAGCCGUGCAGCCGACAGCCACCGCUGCCGUUUUCGGAUGCCUGGCAGGCCUCAUGAGUCCCAGGCGCCGAAGUGUGGGUUGACCUCGAUGGCUUCCAACAAUAGCAAAGCGAUGGUCCGCCUCCAACCUAGCGAUGGCCUCCACCUAAUA
Durusdinium trenchii is the source of this 1551-nucleotide messenger RNA. NCBI's taxonomy places the organism in Eukaryota, Dinophyceae, Suessiales, Symbiodiniaceae. The record is from the annotation of a GenBank genome assembly.